Molecule: messenger RNA, 2123 nt
Organism: Struthio camelus australis
Lineage: Eukaryota; Metazoa; Chordata; Aves; Struthioniformes; Struthionidae
Gene: TXLNB
Product: taxilin beta
Molecular function (GO): syntaxin binding
Source: RefSeq, a predicted model, not a curated record
AUGGACAACAACCAGUUGCGUGAUCACUGCUCCAAGCAGCAGCUGCUUGGUCCUACAGACAGCAUGUCCACCUCGCCUGAGCAGAACGGCCUCGAGGAGCCAAACAGCGAGAAAACUGGGCCCAGCUCCCAGCCACUCACUCCAUCUCUCGAGGGCCAGCCGAGCGCCCAGCCUGAACCGACAGUUUGUGACAUCUCAGAGGAGCUGAGCCGGCAGCUGGAGGACAUUAUAAAAACCUAUGGGUCUGCUGCUAGUCUGAUGGAGCAGGAAAGCACUGCUAAAGGCACCGACAAGUCUGAAAAGGGAGAAUCAGCUGGUAACGAGGAUGCAGAAUACGAAGACGCAAACGAGGAGAGUGAGAAAGAAAAGGCAGCUGGGGAUGCUUCAAAAGCAAAAGAGCCCAGUGCCAGCAAGGAGCAAAAGCUGGAGAAGAAAAUCCUGAAAGGACUAGGAAAGGAAGCCACCCUACUGAUGCAAAGCUUGAACAAGCUGAAUACACCAGAGGAGAAGCUGGACCUGUUAUUUAAGAAGUAUGCCGAGUUGCUUGAAGAACAUCGUGCUGAACAGAAAAAGCUCAAGUACCUGCAGAAGAGACAGGCACAGGUCAUCAAAGAGAAGGACCAGCUGCAGAGCGAGCACAGCCGAGCCAUCCUUGCCCGCAGCAAGCUCGAGAGCCUGUGCCGGGAGCUCCAGAGACACAACAAAACCCUCAAGGAAGAAAUGAUUCAACGAGCACGAGAGGAAGAUGAGAAGAGGAAAGAAAUAACUAAUCAUUUCCAGGGCACACUUAGUGAAAUCCAGGCUCAGAUUGAACAGCAAAGUGAAAGGAACAUGAAGCUGUGCCAGGAAAACACGGAGCUGGCGGAGAAACUGAAAAGCAUCAUUGAUCAGUACGAACUCAGGGAAGAGCACCUUGAUAAAAUAUUUAAGCACAGAGAACUUCAACAGAAACUGGUGGAUGCCAAGUUGGAGCAGUCUCAGGAAAUGAUGAAGGAAGCAGAGGAGCGACACCAGAAAGAGAAGGAAUAUCUCCUGAACCAAGCUGCAGAGUGGAAGCUCCAGGCCAAAAUGUUAAAGGAACAAGAGACGAUCCUACAGGCACAGAUCACUCUCUACUCUGAAAGGUUUGAAGAAUUUCAGAAAACAUUGACCAAAAGCAAUGAAGUGUUUGCCAGUUUCAAACAGGAGAUGGAGAAAAUGACAAAGAAAAUGAAGAAGUUGGAAAAGGAUACUGCUACAUGGAAAUCCAGGUUUGAGAACUGUAACAGAGCGUUACUGGACAUGAUUGAAGAGAAAGCCAUGAGGUCCAAGGAGUAUGAGUGCUUCGUAUUGAAAAUCCAGAGGCUAGAGAACCUGUGCAGAGCUCUGCAGGAAGAGAGGAAUGAACUAUACAAAAAAAUAAAACAAGCCCAGUUCCCUGAAGAGACAAAUGAAAAUGACAUCUCAGAAGAAGAUACUGAUACAAGCCCCUCCUCCUCUGAGAAGACUGGUAUUGAGCUGCCCACUACUGAUCAGAAUAUGCUGAAGGAUCUGGCUGAAGCUUUCAUGGUGUCCCACAAUGCAGAGAAGUCCCUCCCAAGUGAGAACAGCACUACAGAGACCUGUGACACUCAAACAUGUAAUGCUCUUUCUCCUAUGGCACCAGAGGUUGCCUCUCAUCUCACCCCAUGGUCAGAGGCCUGGAGUCAUUCUGAGCAGCCCAGCACAAGUGCACCAACACCCACGGAACAUGCACCAGUGCUCGUGCCCACUGGGAGCACACCAGCACCCACUGAAAACAUGACAAUGCCCACCGAGAACAUGCCAAAGCCCACCAGAAACAUGUCCACGCUCCCAGGAAGAGCGCAAACACCCACAGAAAAUGUGCCUGUACCUGCUGAGAGCAUGCCAGGACCCACCGAGAAUAUGCCAAAGCCCACUGAAAACAUGCCAGCAACCCCAAAAAGCAUGCCAAAACCCACUCAGAACAGGCCUGCUCCCUUUGGGAACAUGCCAAAGUCCACGAAAAGUGUACCAAAAGCUGCAGAAUGUGUGGAAGAUCCAGUGGAGCAGCCUGUUCAAGGUCAAUCCACAGAGCAAGCAGGAGAUACAGACAUGGAAGCAGUAGAUUGAAGACAUUCGUG